AUCUCAAAAUCCAGAUACAAAGGAUUAUAUUAUGGUCCUUGAUUAUGCAAAAGGUGGAAGUUUAAAUAAUUAUAUAAAUAAAAAUCUGGAAAAUUUUGAUUGGUUUAAUGGAUUAAAAAUAUUAACUAAUAUUAUUGAGGGUCUUGAUAAAAUUCAUCAAAAACAGAUGGUUCAUCGUGAUUUUCAUACAGGAAAUAUAUUAUUUUCAACAGAUAACGUACAGGAUUUCAAUGUGUAUAUUUCAGAUAUGGGAUUAUGUGGAGAAGUUUGUAAUAUAGAUGAAACUAAAAUUUAUGGAGUUAUGCCUUAUGUAGCUCCUGAGGUAUUAAAAGGUAAACUUUAUACUCAGUCAGCAGAUAUAUAUAGCUUUGGCAUGAUUAUGUAUUUUGUAGCGACAGGAAAACAACCUUUUGGUAAUCGUGCUCAUGAUAGUCAUCUAGCAUUAGAUAUAUGUAAUAGAAUUAGACCUGAAGUUAAUGAUAAAAUAACACCAAAAUGUUAUAUUGACUUAAUGAAGAAGUGUUGGGAUCCAAAUCCGGAUAAUAGACCAAAUACUUUUGAAAUAAAAGAAUCAAUUUAUUUAUUUUACCAUUCAUUAGAUCAAAAUUUUAAGGAAAAGGAACAACGACACUAUGAUAUUGAAGAGCGAUUUAAAGUAACAGAAGUAUACAGAAAGGAAAAUUUUUUAUCUUUUAAAAAAUAAUCAAUCAAUUUGUACACAAGCUAUUUAUACAUCU
Molecule: messenger RNA, 737 nt
Organism: Rhizophagus irregularis DAOM 181602=DAOM 197198
Lineage: Eukaryota; Fungi; Glomeromycota; Glomeromycetes; Glomerales; Glomeraceae
Source: RefSeq, a predicted model, not a curated record